Molecule: messenger RNA, 702 nt
Organism: Brugia malayi
Lineage: Eukaryota; Metazoa; Nematoda; Chromadorea; Rhabditida; Onchocercidae
Exons: 4
Coding region: 1-702 (233 amino acids)
Source: RefSeq, a predicted model, not a curated record
AUGAGCAGAGGUAUGCUAAGCGUUAUUGCCCUGUACGUAUGCAUUGAUAUCAGCAGAGGAUGUUUUUCAUCUGGAGUUUGUGAUGGUGGUUACGGUUGCACACAACCGGUGGUUCCUGUAUGUUCUGGCGGUUGUUCUCCUGGAUAUGCUUGCGGCCAAUACGGCUGUUACUCCAGAGCACGUGCACGAUCCUCGAAAAUAGUUGAUGAUGUGAUAAACGACAAGCACACAGAUGAUGCUAUUAAUGCGGUAGCUUCUUCCCCUGCUGCAAAACGCCAAGAAAUAAACGCUGAACAAAUGACUAAUGAACAGUUCUAUGAAUGCUGUCUUUAUCAACAGCUUCCGGAUAGUUGCUUAGAAAAGUGUUCAUAUGCUACGUAUACAAAAAAUACUUUGCAGGCCAUGUAUCUUCAUUUUGAUAAAUGUCCACUGUCAGCAUUAGCUGAUAUAUCGUAUUGUGCUGCCGGUGGACUGGAUCAUACAGAAUGCUGCAUACGUAACGAUGUUGCAACAACAUUUGCUGGAAGGAAAUGUCUCACAUUUUGCGACCAACGACCUGGAAAUGUGACGAAACUAGACUUUUCCUAUCUACCCUGCUAUGAACGCUUCGAAAAUAUCAAGAGUUGUUUUAUGGAGCAUAUUGGUAUCAAAAAUAGACCAGCAACUGUUGAUAUAGAACUUGCACGAACAUUCGAAACUUGA